AUGGGACACUCCAACAUCUGGAACGCUCACCCUAAGAACUACGGCCCUGGUUCCCGUGCCUGCCGUGUGUGUGGAAACUCGCACGGGAUUAUCAGAAAGUAUGGGCUUAUGUGCUGCAGACAAUGCUUCCGCAGCAAUGCCAAGGAGAUCGGAUUCAUCAAGGUCACUUAUCGUUUUCAAGAUACAACCAAUUGA
Molecule: messenger RNA, 195 nt
Organism: Oldenlandia corymbosa var. corymbosa
Lineage: Eukaryota; Viridiplantae; Streptophyta; Magnoliopsida; Gentianales; Rubiaceae
Source: the annotation of a GenBank genome assembly